UCCGCACCAAGCCCCGCCCACACGCCUCCCUAAUUAGCCGCAAGCCCCGCCCCUCGCGUUCCCGCCGGCCCAAGAUGGCGGCGCGGGGGGCGCUGCGGUAGCUCCGGUGUCCGCGGUGUCCGGUGGCGCCGCGAUGGGCCCCGCGCUCUGCGCCGCGCUGGGGCUCCUGCUCUGCGGCGUCAGGCCGGCGGCGGCGAUGGCGGCGAGUGAGGAGCGGCGCUCGGCGAGCCCGGUGGCGGCCCCGGCGUGCUGGCGGGUCGAGGACUUCGUGGUGGCGCAGGAGUGCUCCCGCUGCUCCAGCUUCCAGCUGAAGACAGUGGCCGAGUGCAGCCCCACGGGCUUCGUGGAGCAGAUCAGCUGCACCGCGUCCAAGAGGGACGAGUUCAAGAGCUGCCGCUCCGCCGUCAUGGAAGCCCACGUGUUCUGGAGGUUCGUGGGCACCAUGAUGGGUGUCGCUGCCGUGUUUGCCGUGCUCGUGGUGUGUCGCCAGCGUGUCCUGGACAGGAAAGCUCUGGAGAAGGUGCGGAAGCAAAUCGAGUCCAUUUGACUGCGUUGGAGCCAAGGACUUUGCUCCCGGAUGGAAUGAGAACCACGGGAUCCUGCCGGAGCUGCCCGCUGCGGUAUCCCAUGGGAUUGGCUGAGGGGUGCCCGGAGCGUGCAAUAAACCCUGGUCCUGGGGCACCCACA
Molecule: messenger RNA, 687 nt
Organism: Strigops habroptila (Kakapo)
Lineage: Eukaryota; Metazoa; Chordata; Aves; Psittaciformes; Psittacidae
Gene: JTB
Product: jumping translocation breakpoint
Exons: 5
Coding region: 134-547 (137 amino acids)
Biological process (GO): mitotic cytokinesis
Cellular component (GO): spindle; cytoplasm; midbody
Source: RefSeq, a predicted model, not a curated record